AUGAUAUUUCCAAAAAAGAUCGAGUAGGUUAUCUUUUCAAAUCAUAUCAAAGUGCGUUGAUAGACGAAGUUAUUGAUAAAGAAAGUUACAAACUAAGUGUUGAUUUCGUGAAAGGACAGCAACUGUCUUCAAGGGCUAAAAAUCUUCGAGCCGCUUUUAAAAAAGUAUUUGAUGAUCGGAGAAAGUCUUUUAAUUUAGAUGAUGAACCUCGUAUAACAUAUCCAGAAAGGUUUGCUCAGGAAAUUGCUAAACUAAUAAAAAGUCAACCUAAUAAGGUCAUUAAAAUUGAGCAAAGACAGCAUGAUAUAAAGAAUAAUUUUCAAAAGUUAGCUGGUUAUGUAUUAAUAAAAAAAGAUAACAAGAUCAAGUUCAGCACAGCAUUUUUAAAUGAUCAUGAAUUGCCAGGUGAUUUAAAUCGUUUUAGAGAAGAGUUAAGAGAGUUUUCGGAGCUUAACCUUGAUCAAUGCGAGUUUGAAACUUAUAAAGACUUCAAAACUUGUGAGGAAAUAUAUGUAGAUAAGGAUAAUUUUUGGGAAAAAAUAAAGGAAAAAGAAUUGACGUUGUUUAAGGAUUUUGGAAAGCGAGAUAUCAAUCUCCAAUCUACAAAAUUUAACUUGCCAAACGAUAGUAUCGAAGAAAUAGAAGAAAAUAUAAAAGAUUUUUUAAAAAAAUUAAGGUUUGCAGUCAAUCAGCCAAAUGAAGAUAAGCUUGGUGAAAUUAUUAAAGACGAGUUGGCUAAAGAAUUUAACAAAAUUGAUAUAGAAAAUGUUUAUGGUAGGUUCUUGAAGAAAAUGCUGGAUUGGAUGAAAGCCAAAAAAGGAACAUUUUUCUCACACGAGGAAGCAAAGACUUUUUUUGAAGGAAUAAGGAAAGAUAUUUUAGGGACAAUUUGGUUUAAUAUGAAAGAUCCAGUAACGUUAUUCACUGGAAGAAAAGGAAAGUUAAGUGAUUUACAUAAAGCAUUGCAGCGAAACCAAGGUAAAAAUAAGGGUACAGUAAUAUCACAGAUGACCUGUAUUAGUGGUUUGGGAGGAAUAGGUAAAAGUGAAUUGGCUAGAAAGUAUGCUUAUGAUCAUUGUAAUGAUUAUGAUGGCAAUGUUAUAUGGAUAAAUGCUGAAAAUAAUGAUACUCUUAAAGACUCUUUUCUUAAUCUAGCUAGAGAUGAUAAAGUAUGUAUUCCUAUAAUGGAUAAAGAUAGAAAAGAAAAGGAAAUAGAAACUAUUGUUAAAGAGAUAUAUGGUUUUUUUGCAAAGAGGAAAAGUUUAUUUAUUUUUGAUAAUGCUGAAAAAAAUGAUGACUUGAAUACAUUUUUACCACAUCGUGAUUUACCUCCUAAUGCUAACAAGCCUUACCUUUUAAUUACUUCUCGUAAUAGAGAGUGGGGAAAAGGAAUAGAAUUGAUAGACCUAAAAGAAUUAGAGUUAGAAGAAGCAAUAGAAUUUGUGAAAACAGGGCUAGGUAUAUCUAAAGAAGAUGAGUCGCAAGACCAAGAGAUAAAAAAUUUAGUAGAAAAACUACAGUGUUUUCCUUUAUUUAUACAACAAGCAAUAGCAUAUAUUGAAGACCAGAGAGUAACAGGAGAAUUUGGAAUUAAUGAUUAUUUGAAAGAAUAUGAAAAAAAGACAAAAGAUUUACUUGACUCGAACGUAUUUAGAGGAAUCGAUAAUCACUACGCCACAACAACUUUUAAAACUUGGAAAAUUACAAUUGAUAAAAUAGCUAGUAAUGAACAACAUGGAGAAUUAGCUUUAAAGAUUUUGGAUACUAUUUCUUACUUUGCACCUGAAAACAUUAGUAGAGAAACAUUUUUAAGUUUAGCAGAAAGUGAAGAAAAGUUAAGGUUAGCUUCUAGGUUACUUGUGAAUUAUUCUAUGGUAAAUGGUGGGCAACAGCAAAGUGUAUUAAGUAUUCAUAGAUUAGUGCAAGAAGUAAUAAGAAUAAAUUUAAAGGGUGUGGAUAGAGACCAAGAGGUUUUAAGAGAAGCACUAGGACUGUGGAAGGAUAAUAUUAAAGAAUUUGAUGUAGACCAUCCUAUGUCUGUUUGGGGUUAUGCAAGUAGUAACCAUGAAUUAGUGAAUGAAUUUAGCAAACUGCCGCGUAAGAUUGUCCACAAAUUAUUUGACGAUCGAAAAUAUGAUAAAGCUUUCAAAUUUGUGCAAGAGGCGUUGGAAUCGUUAAAAAUAUUAGGAGACGAGCACUUGCAAGUUGCUAUAAUGAAUCGAUAUUUAGCUAAUGCUCAUGGCGAUAGAGGUGAAUAUGAUGAAAAAAGGAAGAUUCUUGAAAACGAGGUUUUACCUAUUCUUAGGAAAUGUCACUCCGAUAAACCUGUUGAAAUUGCUAGGACACUGAGAAACUUGGGUGUCGUUUAUGGAAAUUUACAAGAUUAUGAGAAACAAAAGAAUUAUCUGAAGGAGGCUUGCAAGCUUUUUGAGGAAAAUCUUGCGUAUGACGAUAUUGAACUUGCUAAAGCAAAAAGAAACUUGGCUAAUGCUUAUGGCGAUUUUGGUAGAUAUGAGGAAAAAAGGGCGAUUCUUGAAGACGAGAUUUUACCUAUUCUUGAGGAACAUCACUCCGAUAAACCUGUUGAAAUUGCUAGGACACUGAGAAACUUGGGUGUCGUUUAUGGAAAUUUACAAGAUUAUGAGAAACAAAAGAAUUAUCUGAAGGAGGCUUGCAAGCUUUUUGAGGAAAAUCUUGCGUACGACGAUAUUGAACUUGCUAAAGCAAAAAGAAACUUGGCCAAUGCUUAUGGCGGUUUAGGUGAUUAUGAGAAAAAAAGGGCGAUUCUUGAAGAAGAAGUUCUUCCUAUUUUUGAGAAAUUUUAUGGCGAUGAUCACGUUGAAGUUGCUGAAGCAAAGGAAGAAGUUCUUCCUUUUCUUAAGAAAAAGUCUGAAUUUGAUAAUUCGAAGUUGAUAUCGAAGUUGAAAUCGAAGUCGCAAAAAAAUCUUAGUAAAGCCUAUGAAAAAUUAGGAUAUCCUCUUCAUGCAGCUGUUAUUUGUGGUAAUAAGGAUAAAGUAGAAGAAGAACUUAAGAAACAUGAUGUUAAUCGUUAAACAGAUGAUUUGGUCACACCAUUACACCUAGCUGUUCGAGAUGGUCAUUUAGAUAUUGUAAAACUACUACUAGAGAAACAAGCAGAUCCUGAUAUUGAAGAUAAAAAUGGAGAAACUCCUUCAGGGCUAGCUAACAAGCAGUUGAAUCAAAAUACACAAAUUUAUCAAGUAAUUAUAGAUAUUUUUAAGUCAAAAUCUAUUAAUCAAUAACAAGAGAAUCCUCCUGUAAAUCGAGGAAGUAAAGUUUUAUCCGAAUGUAAUAAAUAGGAA
Messenger RNA from Coccinella septempunctata (seven-spotted ladybird), 3323 nucleotides. RefSeq lists its product as uncharacterized. The transcript is spliced from 2 exons. The coding region runs from base 792 to 3053 and encodes 753 amino acids. Gene Ontology annotation, molecular function: protein binding; ADP binding. NCBI's taxonomy places the organism in Eukaryota, Metazoa, Arthropoda, Insecta, Coleoptera, Coccinellidae. The record is from RefSeq and is a predicted model, not a curated record.